AUGGCCAUUACGGAGUUGCAUCCCCUUCGAGUGGCUGGGACUGAUACCCUGUAUAAGCAGGUGGUUUCAGCACCUUGGUCUGCCCCUCCACCUGUAUGGGUGAAGGUUAACUGCGAUGGUGCUUUUUCUGCAACAAGGAAACGUGGUGCGUAUGCGACUGUGGCUAGAGAUCAUACAUGCCAGGUUAUUGCUGCUUCAUCCGGAAAGAUGUGUGUUGCCUCUGCAUUGGCAUCUGAAGCCUGGGUCAUCUGGAAGGCGUGCUAUUUGGCAUUGACUGAAGGCUGGAGGUUUGUUAUUUUUGAAAGUGACUCAAAAGCUCUCAUUGAUUCUUUGCUCACUGCUGUUAAUUUUCUUUUUGUCAACAGAUCUGCUAAUCAGUUAGCUCACAUGAUUGCUCAUUUGACCAAUUGUGGGAGUCUUCCUGUUGACUGGUUUUUGAAUCCUCCAUUUCAUGUGCUGCAACAGAUCCAACAGGAUGUUCGUGUGGGCAUUGGUUAG
Ilex paraguariensis (yerba mate) is the source of this 498-nucleotide messenger RNA. The record is from the annotation of a GenBank genome assembly. Lineage: Eukaryota; Viridiplantae; Streptophyta; Magnoliopsida; Aquifoliales; Aquifoliaceae.